Ctenocephalides felis (cat flea) is the source of this 651-nucleotide messenger RNA. RefSeq lists its product as uncharacterized. Gene Ontology annotation, biological process: G protein-coupled receptor signaling pathway. Bases 1 to 651 code for a protein of 216 amino acids. The transcript is spliced from 5 exons. Gene Ontology annotation, cellular component: membrane. NCBI's taxonomy places the organism in Eukaryota, Metazoa, Arthropoda, Insecta, Siphonaptera, Pulicidae. Gene Ontology annotation, molecular function: G protein-coupled receptor activity. The record is from RefSeq and is a predicted model, not a curated record.
AUGACCUACAUAUAUCGUUAUCGCUUCAAUCAGCUUCCUGCAAUUGCAAGCAAUGCAUUUGUGGUGAAUGCAGCCCUGUCUGAUCUUCUCAUCAGUGGUCUUCUAGUGCCAUCCUCGGCAGUGGUCCUCUUGGCAGGAGCAGACGAUUCCAUAGCAUUAUGCAGAUUUCAGUGGUUUCUGGCUUCUACAAGUUUUUUGGUGACCGCAUUUACCAUGGCCCUUAUAGCAGGAGAAAACCUAUCCCGCGUUUAUCCUGAUCGACCAUCCAACAAAGUCUUCCUGACACCAGCAAGGUGCGCCUGCUCGAUAGCCCUGGUUUGGUUAGUUUGCGUCAUGGUCUGCUCGGUGCCUCAAAUCAUGAAGAAUCAGGAAGCUGAAGACUUAAUUAUAUUAAAAGGCAAAUCAAUUACAAGAGAAACUAUGAACGAUGGAUUUCCUGGCUUAGAUUAUUGUGCCAGGAGAUUUAGGAAACUGGGAAGACAGCUGGAUGAUACGGAUGAAACGCGGGCGGGGCCUAUAGCUUUAUUGGUGACAGUAUGCGUCCCAUGUAGUAUUGCACUUCUCCUGCACAUUUGGGCGCGCCAUAGAGUCUCCAAGGAGCAGCAGCGCGCCUGCUCCCGAAGUUCUGAGCACAAAAGUCCGGAGGAAUAA